Messenger RNA from Hippocampus comes (tiger tail seahorse), 7589 nucleotides. It is a transcript of the gene zmym2, whose product is annotated as zinc finger, MYM-type 2. The record is from RefSeq and is a predicted model, not a curated record. Lineage: Eukaryota; Metazoa; Chordata; Actinopteri; Syngnathiformes; Syngnathidae. Bases 628 to 4617 code for a protein of 1329 amino acids. Gene Ontology annotation, molecular function: zinc ion binding. The transcript has 26 exons.
CCAAAGUUUUCGCAAGGCACUUCCGGGUUAGAUUUGUGUCGUUAUUUCGUCUUUUAAGCGUCGCAGUUUCCUUUAUAUUGGGUUCAUAAUGUCUUGAAUUUUAAUCCGUCAAGUAAUUUAGUGUGAGUCCGCCUUUAAAAAUUAAAGGCGUCAAUCUUCCGUGUCCGUUCAAAAUGGCUGCCGCACUUUUUUUGUUUGCGAGAAGGUGAAUGAAGAAUGGACGGUCGUUUUGAGUUUUUAAUUGCGUUUCCCGACAAAACAACGUCGUCAUAGUGUUUCAGUGGUGGAAGUAGUUUGAUAGCAUCCAUUUGAUACUAAACGCGUUGGAGACUCGCGUUUGCACGUCACGUGAAACCUCCCGACCACUAAAUGGGUCGUGAGUGAGGCGUCUGCCUCGCCGACAAUCUCAGAGCGUGGAAUUGGUUGGUGUUGCGUAGUACGCAUGCGCCUUCCGGGAUUAAUGUCAAGGCACAAAAGUGGCGCUACACCGUGUCGAGCUGUACUCCGCGCCAGUCGUGCAAAUGACGUCACUGAGGCACCAUGACGACAUGCUCGGGCGACCUGCCAGCUAUCCACUAAACUGCAGAGAGAGUCGGGCACCUGGGUUCCCAGGUGGUUGCCUUAGCGAUGGACGGGGUGUCAGAACCCAACCCUGCUGUUCCGGGGGAGGAGGUGGCAACGGCGGGGACAGCGGCAGCAGGGGAGCACGUGGAGGCCGCGGCGGCGCCCACCUUGGAUACCCCCACUGUGGAGGCCCCAGAGUCGGUUACCGCGGCAACAGAUGACGACAAGUCACCAAAGAAGGGCGGCGGCGAGGAGGACGACGACGUGGUUGUGGUAGAGGAGCAGGCCCCCGAGCCGCCGCCUUCGAAGGAAUGUCCGGAGGGCCACGCUGACAUGGAGACGCAACAAAUGUCACCCACCGAGGCGACGCCCACAGCUGAGGCGGCGCCGCCCUCGGAGGUGACGCCGCCCGCCGCAGCGACGCCCGAAGCGUCCGAGCCCGCCAACCCUGCCUCGGCUGCUGAGCCCAUCGUCAUCGACGAUGAGGAAGAGCCUGAGAAGAAGCAGGAUGACUCCUCGCCCUCUGCCCUGAGUACCAUGGAACCACAUUCGGAUAUACGCAUUGCCAACGUCACCACGCUGGGCCAGAAAAGGGGCGCCAGGGCUCUUCCAGAAGAUGCCCAAGCCGACUUGCUGAUCACCUCUGUGACAUCGCUGCAGGGAGGGCCAAUGUCGGUGGAUGGUGCGGCUGAGGAAAACGGUCUGCAGAUCGGCAGCGCCUUCAGCCUGACUCCCGACGGCACGUCCAAAAGACCGAGCGCUUCCUUCAACCCCGGGCGGAGUUCUGCGGUGCAAAAUGGCGACGCAGGGACACACAACAGAACAGACUCGUGGAUCUCCCAGUCGGCGUCAGUGCCUCGCAACCAAAAGCAAACGGGGGUGGACUCUUCAUCCACCGCCACUUCCCUGCCCAAACCUCCAGGACAGUCUUCCUCUUCCUCGCCGGGCACCCAGCCGCAGCCACGAACGGUGAAGGUGACGUGUGCAAACUGUAAGAAGCCUCUGAAGAAAGGUCAAACAGCGUACCAGCGCAAAGGGUCGACGCACCUCUUUUGCUCCACCACCUGCCUCUCCGCCUUCUCGCACAAACCCGCACCCAAGAAAAGCUGUACCAUGUGUAAAAAGGACAUCACCAACAUGAAAGGUACCAUCGUGGCCCAGGUGGAUUCGAGCGAGUCCUUCCAGGAGUUCUGCAGCACUGGCUGCCUGGGCGCCUAUGAGAACAAGCAGAACCCGCCUAAGUCUAGCCUCAAAACCAAAUGCACCGUCUGCGGAAAGCUCACUGAGAUCCGUCACGAGGUGAGCUUCAAGACGGUGACGCACAAGAUCUGCAGCGACAUGUGCUUCAACGUGUACCGCCGAGCCAACGGGCUCAUCAUGAACUGCUGCGAGCAGUGCGGGGACUACCUGCCCAACAGGGCCUCCGCCAACCACUUCCUGCUGGUGGACGGACAGCAGAAGCGCUUCUGCUGUCAGAAAUGCAUCAGGGACUUCAAGCAGGCUCACAGCAAGCUGGCGAACUGCCUGACAUGCAAGACGCUGAUCAAGACAGGCGAGGUGGUCCUGGGCUUAGGUGCCGACGGCGCCAUGGGCUCCUACUGCUCCACCAAUUGCAUGAACAAGGCCAAGAUGGCCGCCACCGCCUUCCACCACGCGGAGCCAUCGUGUCACUUCUGCAAGAGAAACGCUUUACCGCAGUACCAGGCAACCCUGCCCGAGGGAAUCGUCCUGAACUUCUGCAGCUCGCAGUGUGUCACAAAGUUCCAGAACACCUCCCUCCAGACGGCCACCAAUGGACAGACGACGCUGUCCACCAACAACAACAACAUGGUGCAGCUCAAGUGCAACUACUGCAAGGGGGCGUUCAGCGUCAAGCCAGAGACGCUGGAGUGGGAGGACAAAGUGUACCACUUCUGCAGCAAGGUGUGCUGUGAUGACUACAAGAAGCUGCAUUGCAUCGUCACCGUGUGCGAGUUCUGCCAGGAGGAGAAGACGCUGCACACCACCGCCAACUUCUCGGGCGAGAAGAAGCCCUUCUGCAGUGAAGGUUGCAAGCUGCUUUUCAAGCAGGACUUCAUCAAGCGUCUGGGCCUCAAGUGCGUCAGCUGCAACCACUGCAGCCAGAUGUGCAAGAGAAGUGUCACGCGCCAGCUCGGCGGCAUGACGCGGGACUUCUGCGGCGAGGCUUGUGCCAAGAAGUUCCACGACUGGUACCACAAGGCGGCGCGCUGCGACUGCUGCAAGGUUCAGGGCCAGCUGACUGAGUCUGUGAUGUGGCGCUCGGAGAUGAAGCAAUUCUGCGACCAACAAUGUCUGCUCAGGUUCUAUUGCCAGCAAAACGAGCCCAUCAUGGCCACACAGAAAGGCCCUGAGAACAGUUGCACGGGCAUUGAAUCACAAACUUCCAAACUUGGGCUAGUGAGCCAGAGCACGGCGGCAUACACAGGCGGUGGCCUGAUGAGGGACGUCAAAAACAAGGCAGUCCUCUGCAAGCCGCUCACCCUCACCAAGGCCACCUACUGCAAGCCACACAUGCAGAGCAAGCCCAUACAGACGGACGUGGACGACGGAGUGAAGCGGGAGUAUGUUCCCGUCCCCAUCCCCGUGCCCGUCUUCAUCCCCAUGCCCAUGAACAUGUACUCGCAGCUGACGCCCACGCCUCUCUCAAUGCCUCUACCACUCCCCGUGCCAGUCUUCCUGCCCACCACCCUGCAGAGCACCGAGCAGAUCGUCCAAACCAUCCAGGAGCUGAGAAGUAAGACGCCCUCGGCCCCCGUCGCCGCCCAGGAGGACCCGCCGUCCCCAACGGAGGUGACAUCCGAGGACCAAAAAGCAGACGUGAAGCUCGAGAAGGAGGCAAGUGAGCGUGAAGAUGAGGAGAUGAUCACCACCAGCCUAGAGGAGCAGAAGGAGGUGAAGAAGGAAGGUGAUGUGGACCUGAAGAAAGAGGAGGAGGUGACGGAAGAGGAAGAGGAAGGAAGCUACAUGGACCUGGAGGAGGACUUCGCCCAAGCUUCGGCGUCAGUCCCAGAGGAGGGGGAGAAGCAGGAGGAGCGUGCGUCACGACCUCAACCAAGGACACGAGGGAGCAAGAGGCUGGCGGCGGAACGCAACUUGGUCAGAACCUCGUCGGUUCGCUCUCCGCCCUUGAUAGCUCGCUACGGCGUCAAUGCCUUCAGGCACUGGAUGGGCUCCGCAGCGGACCCACAAGCAUCCGAACCAGCUCCGGUGAAUCCAACAAGGAACGAUGUGCUGAAAAUGUGCGCCGACGAGUUGAACAACAAGCUCUGCGGCUUCGUAAGGGAGGUGUGCCGGCCCAAUGGAGAUCGAUACGCCCCAGACAGCAUUUUCUACCUCUGCCUCGGCAUCCAAAAGCAUCUUCACGCCAAUGGCCAACAGAGUGACAUCUUCAGUGACUCCUGCUACCAGGAAUUCGGGGAGGAGCUCAACAAGGUGCUGAAGGACUGGAAGCCCAGCCAGCUUCUUGAUGGCUCCCCGUGGAGCCGCGUGGAUGAGCGAUGCCUGUGGACGGGCGGGCAUCUGGGCAGCACAACGCCUGCCGUCCUGCUGCGCUCGCUGGUCUACUUGAACGCCAAGCGCAUGCGUUUGCGUAGCACCCAGCAGCACCUGGACCUGUCCUUCGCCAACGUGUACGGCCCGGACGCCGUGCACCCUGUCACCACCGGCAAGAGUCGCACUUGCGUACGCGUGCCUUCUCCUGUCUCUCAGGUUGAAAAGGAGUCUCGCAAGAGGAAGCGGGACCAUCAGGACUGUGAAGAUGACGACAACACAGGAUCACUUGGUCCCGUCACGGAGCAAGAGCGACACCUUUUCCAGCUCUAUCGCUCCAAGUGCCCCGCGUUGUUGCUGGAGCGCUCGGACUUCUUCUACGCCCGGCCCGAUCCUGCUUGGGACGGGGACGGCGGCGCCUGGUUCACCACCACGCCGUUAGAGCACCACACGCUGGAGAGCCUGCUCGCCAGAAUGCUGCUGGUGCGGGACAUUUACACGGACUCGCAGGAGCAAGCGGAAGAGGAAGGUGGCGCCGAGUAGCACGUCUGGUUUGGACGCGUAGAUUGUUAGUAGAUCCGCAGGAAGGCCAUAGUGAGUAGCUCUUCCAACAUUUUCUCAUGUAAACCUCCUCCAUUCCUACUGCGGAGCUCCACGAGACGCCUCCCGCGAUGAGAAAAACUAAGGGAGGGGUUGGGCGUUGGUUUUCUGCGAUUGUUUCGGGGGCGGGUGGGGCUGCAUCCAGACAGUUAUGGAAUGUUUUAGCCCACUCAUGAUCCCGAUAUAUGCCGCCAAGCCCGAUUUAAAUGCCGGUGAUGUCGUUUGGAGCAUUAGUUCAGGCAGACCUGCCUCAUUGUUGCUUUGAAAAAGACAAUCACGACAAAAGCUGGGAGCGUUUUAGCUCUCGCCUUAACAUACCAUUCUUUUUUUCUUUUUCUCCCAAGUAUAUGCAUGCUUUUCAUUGGACAUCGGAGUGAUGCUAUUAUCUCCAGGGAAAAAAACACUUAUUUCGGAAGGCCAGAGAAAUGAAAUGGCACACCUGUGCUGAAGUUGCCACACUUUUUAUCCUUUGACAUCACAGCCGUUGAAGCUUUUUGGAGGUGCGUGAUUUUUUUUUUUUUUUUCUGUAGAAAAAGUCCAAUAUUUCGGAAAGGACAAGUCUUUGGGCCGAGAAAAAGAACACACCUAUCCAUAAGUAGCCAAAAACGAUGUCCUUUAAUUUACGGCGCAUCCAUUGGAGAAAUGGCACUACUAUUACGCGCCUGUGGAACUUCACAAAAUCUAGAACUACGUGCUCUUUUUGUUUUGUUUGCUUUUUUUUUUUUUUUUUUUGAUGCAGAAAAGUCCAAUAUUUAAAACAUCAAAAUAAUUUGUGCUCAGAAAAGUAAUAGUGAACCGAUCAUGAUAAAUCACACGACACCCAUUCUGAACUAGCCACCCUUCUAUGCUUUGUCACAUCCGUCAAAGAAUGACACCACGAUUAUGUACACGUGUUGAAGUUGCAGAGCGACCUGCUCUAUCCAGCAAUGCUGUUUGCCCAGUGGCUUGGAACUUCAAAUAUUUGGCCAUAGCACGACUAUUCCGAACUGGAUGUAGAUUUUGCUUUCUGGUUGACGUCACAUCCGUUGAAAAAAAAAAUGACAUUGCUUAUUUCCCUUAGCGAUUCGUGGGUUUUCCAGCAUUGCCAUAUUUGCACAAUAGCUUGAAACGUGCAAAUAUUUGGGCAGAAAAAAGUAAAAGCACACUUGCCCUGAUGAUCUUGUCAAGUGUUGAGGGAUGUCAUCGCUUUUCUUUAUGGUUAAUUAUAUUUUUUUAAUUUUCAUAGAUGUAUACAUUUUCCAUUGUAGCUGUUAGCCCACCUGCUUGUCAAGUAUUUGGGCUGAGAAAAGUAAUGGCACACCCGUUCCAAACAAGCCACACAUUUUGUCAAGUAAGUCGCAUCCGUUGAGGACUGCAGCAGCUAUUACACGCUGUUUAAACAUUUCUAUUUUAAACUUCACAAAAUUUUGAAAUACAUGCAUUUUUGGGGGAGUGCUUUGUUUGCAAUAAAGGUCCAGUACUUUGGACCAUACAAAUUUUUCGUAAAAUAAUGGCGCACUCAUGACCUAGCCACGCAUUGGUCAUUUGAAGUGGCAUUUGUUGAAAAAUGGAAAUAAUAUGGCUUGCUUAAUCUUUUGGUGAUGAAUUUGCCGUUCUACGGAAAAUUCCAUUAUUUUGAAAUAUACGUGUAUUCACGUUGAGAAAAGUAAGACCCAUUCUCAGCUAGAUGUACAUUUUGCCCUUUGGUUGGCAUCAAAUCUGUAGAAAAAUGAUGCCGUUAUUAUAAACGUACAAACUCAUCGCGAGCAAACGUAUACCGCACCCAUUCCAAACUAGAUGUACUUUUGACCUUUGAUGUUACUUUUCCUUUGUGGAGAAAUGGAGCCGUUAUUAUGUGCCGUUUAAAUGUUUGGCAGUUCAUUUGAUUUCUGUGGAUAGUUUAAACAUUCAGAACAUCAAUAUUUGAACUGAGCAAAGUCACACCACACCUGUAUUCUGAAUUUUUAGUGCACAUUGUCGUUUGAAUGUUUAACACCAUUGAAACACCCCCCCCCCCUAAAUUUGGAAAUAAAAAUGCUUUUGGCAGAAAAAGUCCCAAAAACAUCCGUUAUCCUAUCAAACAUUAGGUGCUAAUGCUCCCCAACAAAUACAAAACGACUAGUUUGAAAGCAGCCACAAUGAUCUUCCCAAACGACAUCACUGCAUUUCUUCGCAGGCUAUGCUAGGCUAACAAGCUACGCAGUGAAUUAUGUGUCCCAGUUACAUGGAUGUAGUGUCGCACGCUAACUAGGGUCGGAUUGUUUUGAUGGCGUCUCUUCGACGAGGAGGAGUGGUAUGAACUGGGCUAGUCACAAAAGGGACAAAAAAAAAAAUACCCACCAUAUUUUUUUAAAAGCAUAUUUAUUUCUUCUUGUUUUUCCUCUGUGACCUUUUUUGUACUUUUUCUUCUUUUCCAAAACGCUCGUUUAAAAGAAAAUAAGCAGAUGCUCCACAAUACAACAUGAAGAACGAGCUUGUUGCUUUGGUUUUUCUAUGUCAGUUAUUUCUUUUUAUUCUUCAUUUGGUUUCUCACCCCCACCCCCCGCCCAAAAAAAAAAAACUAAACUCAGGUUUACGUUGAAAGGAUUUGCCAUGAAAAUGACUUCAAAUUCGUAUUGCUACUUCCUGUAUUUGCCUGGUUUAAAAGAUGGCCGUCGAGCUUCAUUUGGAUGAAUUGCGGUGAUGAGUGGAGCAUCUUUUUUCUGAGUUGACGACUCUUCGGUCCGCCUACAGGGACGCCGGUUGGGUUUGCGCCGCAGUACCGGACUCAAAUGGAAAAACCUUUAAGCGAGCCCGUCGGGGCGGCCUCAGUGCCAACCCAGGUGUCGCCGCUGACUCGGGUGUGAAUGUGCCUCGGUGUGUAAAUAUGAAUGUGUGUGAGUGCGCGCACACUCAUCCGCUGGUGUGCUCGUGUUCAAUAAAUGACUUUUUUUUUU